This is a messenger RNA of Striga hermonthica, 2856 nucleotides long. NCBI's taxonomy places the organism in Eukaryota, Viridiplantae, Streptophyta, Magnoliopsida, Lamiales, Orobanchaceae. The record is from the annotation of a GenBank genome assembly.
AUGGCUUCAGAUCUUGAAGAGAUCAAGAAUGAGACUGUCGAUCUCGAAAACAUUCCCAUCGAGGAAGUUUUCACGGCGUUGAAAUGCUCGAGGGAAGGGCUGACGAGCGAUGAAGGAAACAAGAGGCUCGAGAUCUUCGGGCCCAACAAGCUCGAGGAGAAAAAGGAGAGCAAGUUCCUCAAGUUCCUCGGCUUCAUGUGGAACCCUCUCUCGUGGGUCAUGGAGUCGGCAGCUAUCAUGGCCAUCGUCUUGGCUAAUGGCGGGGGGAAGGCUCCGGACUGGCAGGACUUUGUCGGCAUAGUCGUGUUGCUCAUCAUCAACUCGACUAUCAGCUUCAUCGAGGAAAACAACGCUGGAAAUGCCGCGGCCGCUCUCAUGGCCGGCCUUGCCCCCAAGACCAAGGUUUUGAGGGACGGCAAGUGGAGCGAGCAGGAGGCCUCGAUCCUCGUGCCGGGAGAUUUAAUCAGCGUGAAGCUCGGUGACAUCAUCCCGGCCGAUGCUCGUCUCCUUGAAGGUGAUCCUCUGAAGAUCGACCAAUCGGCCCUCACGGGCGAGUCCCUUCCCGUCACUAAGCACCCUGGCCAAGGCGUCUACUCGGGCUCGACCUGCAAGCAGGGCGAAAUCGAGGCUGUUGUGAUUGCAACUGGGGUCCACACAUUCUUCGGCAAGGCUGCUCAUCUUGUUGAUAGCACCAAUAACGUCGGCCACUUCCAACUGGUUUUGACGGCAAUCGGUAACUUCUGCAUAUGCUCGAUUGCAGUUGGCAUGGUGAUCGAGAUACUUGUAAUGUACCCGAUUCAGAAGAGGAACUACAGGCAAGGGAUUGACAACUUGCUGGUGUUGCUUAUUGGUGGUAUCCCGAUUGCCAUGCCCACGGUUCUUUCCGUGACGAUGGCCAUCGGGUCCCACAGGCUGUCUCAGCAAGGUGCCAUCACGAAGAGGAUGACGGCCAUUGAGGAGAUGGCUGGCAUGGACGUGCUCUGCAGCGACAAAACCGGAACACUUACACUCAACAAGUUGACGGUCGAUAAGACAUUGAUCGAGGUUUUCCCCAAGAACAUCGACAAGGAUGCUGUGGUUUUGUUCGCAGCCAGGGCUUCGAGAAUUGAAAAUCAGGACGCUAUUGAUGCUUCCAUUGUCAACAUGCUUGGUGAUCCCAAGGAGGCGAGAGCCGGAAUUAAGGAGGUGCAUUUCCUGCCAUUCAACCCGGUGGAUAAGCGCACGGCUAUCACAUAUAUCGACAAUGAUGGGAACUGGCAUAGGUGCAGCAAGGGUGCUCCCGAGCAAAUCAUCGAACUAUGUCUCCUCAAAGGUGAAGACCUGAAGAAGGCACACGCCGUCAUCGACAACUUCGCCAACCGUGGCCUCCGAUCCCUCGGCAUUGCCAGACAGACCGUAAAUGAGAAGACCAAGGAAAGCGCAGGCGAGCCAUGGGAGUUCGCGGGCUUGCUGCCAUUGUUCGACCCACCAAGACACGACAGUGCCGAGACCAUCAGCAAGGCCCUCGAUCUUGGUGUGAACGUCAAGAUGAUCACCGGUGACCAGCUGGCGAUCGGAAUUGAGACCGGCCGACGCCUUGGCAUGGGAACCAACAUGUACCCGUCAUCUGCCCUUCUCGGCCAGAACAAAGACGAGUCUAUUGCCUCCAUUCCCAUCGACGAGCUCAUUGAGAAAGCCGAUGGCUUUGCCGGAGUCUUCCCUGAACACAAAUACGAGAUCGUGAAGAAACUCCAGGAGAGGAAGCACAUUUGCGGGAUGACUGGUGACGGUGUGAACGAUGCGCCGGCGCUGAAAAAAGCCGACAUUGGAAUUGCGGUGGCCGAUGCCACAGAUGCCGCGAGGAGCGCAUCUGACAUUGUCCUAACCGAGCCGGGACUGAGCGUUAUCGUGAGUGCUGUCCUGACUAGCCGAGCCAUCUUCCAGAGGAUGAAGAACUACACAAUCUACGCUGUCUCGAUCACUAUCCGUAUAGUGAUGGGAUUCUUGCUCAUUGCACUUAUCUGGAAGUUUGACUUCUCGCCUUUCAUGGUCCUCAUUAUUGCCAUUCUCAACGACGGCACAAUCAUGACCAUCUCAAAGGAUAGAGUGAAGCCUUCACCAGUGCCAGACUCAUGGAAGCUCAAGGAGAUCUUUGCCACAGGGGUCGUGCUCGGAACUUACAUGGCUCUCAUGACCGUCAUUUUCUUCUAUCUUGCUGCCGAUACCGACUUCUUCUCCCAAAUUUUCAAUGUGAAAUCAUUGAGGGAGAGCCCGGAUGAGCUUACAGCUGCACUCUACCUUCAAGUGAGUAUUAUUAGCCAGGCCCUCAUAUUCGUGACUCGGUCGAGAAGCUGGUCGUUUGUUGAGCGCCCGGGUUUCUUGCUCAUGGGAGCUUUCUUGGUGGCCCAGUUGUUGGCCACGGUCAUUGCUGUGUAUGCCAACUGGGAAUUCGCAAGAAUCAAGGGCAUCGGGUGGGGCUGGGCCGGAGUUAUUUGGAUUUUCAGCAUCAUCACUUACUUCCCGCUCGACGUUAUCAAAUUCAUCAUCCGGUUUGCAUUGACCGGCAAGGCUUGGGAUUCCAUGAUUCAGAACAAGACUGCUUUCACCACCAAGAAGGACUACGGAAAGGGAGAGAGAGAAGCACAGUGGGCCGUGGCUCAACGUACACUCCACGGGCUGUCGACAGCUGGCGCUGAUAGCUCUGCCCUCAUGAACGACAAAAGCUACAGGGAACUGUCUGAAAUUGCUGAGCAGGCUAAAAGGAGGGCUGAGGUUGCCAGGCUGAGAGAGCUCCACACCCUUAAGGGACACGUCGAGUCGGUUGUGAAGCUAAAGGGAUUGGAUAUUGAGACCAUCCAGCAGCAUUACACUGUGUAA